This is a messenger RNA of Penicillium subrubescens, 303 nucleotides long. RefSeq lists its product as uncharacterized. The transcript has 2 exons. Lineage: Eukaryota; Fungi; Ascomycota; Eurotiomycetes; Eurotiales; Aspergillaceae. The coding region runs from base 1 to 303 and encodes 100 amino acids. The record is from RefSeq and is a predicted model, not a curated record.
AUGGCACCAGAACGGCGCGACAUCCGGGCGAUCCUUCAACCGAUUACCUCACUCGAGGCUAUUAUAGAUCUCAUUGAGAAGGAAAUCUUUGACCAAAAAGGGGACUACCAGGUCCCUUGGAGAAUGGGAGCCGAGGUCCACGACGCCUACAACCACUACACCAACAUCAAACUGGACCUCGAAGAGCAGCGAGGGUAUUUUCAAAAUUGCAACCACCUCCGUGGUCUUUCCGGCCUAUACACUUUACCAGAGGAGAAAAAUCGCUCUUCAAGCGCACUCACAAUGGGCAAGCAAGCAAUCUAG